Molecule: messenger RNA, 3164 nt
Organism: Lycium barbarum (goji berry)
Lineage: Eukaryota; Viridiplantae; Streptophyta; Magnoliopsida; Solanales; Solanaceae
Product: probable glucuronoxylan glucuronosyltransferase F8H
Exons: 15
Coding region: 305-2725 (806 amino acids)
Molecular function (GO): glycosyltransferase activity
Source: RefSeq, a predicted model, not a curated record
CUUAUAUGUUAAGCUGCAUAAUCAUAGCCCUCUUUCACCCCACUUCUAUUUUCUUUCUGGGUAUAUAUGGUUGACUUAAAGCAGUAUAAAUAUGUCAGAGUUUACUUUAGUUUAUUGAUAUAAUAAUUUGGGUUCUUGUUUAUUCAUGUGGUAGGUUCUUGAUCCUGCAUAGAAGCUACUAUCCCAGAUCAAGAAAGUGGUUUUGAUUAUUGGAAGGUCAUUGACUCUGCUGAAUUUGAUUGGUUAAAUCAAAUCAAGAUUUGAAUUUGGACUCUAAUAGGAAGAGAAGGUUGUCUAGGGAAUCAUGUUAUCUAUCCAGAAAUGGAAGUGUUCAUGGUCCACAGUGGCUGCAGUUGCUUCAAUUGUGACAUUGGUUUCAGUUGUUCAUUUAUUCCUGUACCCGGUUGUGCCCUCCUUGGAUUACUUUAGGACAUUUCAGAACUCUUGUGUCAAUAUAAAUAGAUCCAAUGAAGGAGAAAAAAUUAUUCUAAAGGAUGAUAAGUCAACUGAAGGAAGUGAAAGGAAUGUUGAUACAAGGGCGACGCCAAUGAUUGAUCUGAAUGUUCAAUUUCCUGUUGAUUUACACAAUGCUGUGGUAUAUCGAGGUGCUCCGUGGAAGGGUGAGGUUGGCCGGUGGUUAGCUGGUUGCGACUCAAAUACUUCUGCAGUUAAAGUCGUUGAGCAAAUCAGUGGCAAGAGCUGCAGGAAUGAUUGCAGUGGUCAAGGCAUCUGCAAUCGCGAAUUGGGUCAAUGCCGCUGCUUUCAUGGUUUCACUGGUGAAGGAUGUUCAGAGAGGCAGGAGUUGAGCUGCAACUACCCUGGAUCAAAGGAGCAACCUUUUGGGCAUUGGGUUGUCUCAAUUUGUCCUGCUUAUUGUGACACUACAAGAGCAAUGUGCUUUUGUGGGGAAGGCACAAAAUACCCAAAUCGUCCUCUUGCUGAGACGUGUGGCUUUACAAUCAAUCCUCCAUCCAAACCUGGUGGUGCUCCUGUGACUGACUUCACAAAAGCUGACCUCGAUGUCUUCACUACAAAUGGUAGCAAACGAGGAUGGUGUAAUGUGGAUCCUGCAGAAGCUUAUGCUUCCAAGGUGCUUUUCAAGGAGGAGUGUGAUUGCAAGUAUGACGGUCUUUGGGGUCGUUUCUGUGAGGUGUCUGUGCUAAGCACUUGUAUAAAUCAAUGUUCGGGCCAUGGGUUGUGUCGAGGUGGAUUUUGUCAGUGUGACAGCGGUUGGUUCGGAGCAGAUUGCAGUGUACCCUCCCAUUUGUCAUCCAUUAGAGAGUGGCCUCUCUGGCUACGACCAGCGCAGGUUAACGUUCCUGAGAAUGUGAACAGUGGAGAAAAUCUUGUCAAUCUGAAUGCUAUCUCGGAGAAGAAAAGGCCCCUUAUAUAUGUUUAUGACUUGCCCCCAGACUUCAACAGUCUUCUUCUGGAGGGACGACAUUUUAAACUAGAAUGUGUGAACAGAAUCUAUGAUCAGAGAAAUGCUACAGUAUGGACUGACCAGCUGUAUGGUGCACAGAUGGCACUCUAUGAAAGUAUGUUAGCUAGCCCUCAUCGGACAUUGAAUGGAGAGGAAGCAGACUUUUUCUUUGUUCCAGUUCUUGAUUCAUGUAUUAUAACUCGUGCUGAUGAUGCUCCACACUUGAGCAUGCAGGAACACCUCCACGAGGGGUUGAGAAGUUCUCUGACGCUUGAAUUCUAUAAAAAGGCUUAUGAUCAUAUUAUCACACAGUAUCCGUAUUGGAACCACUCAUCUGGCAAGGAUCACAUCUGGUUCUUCGCAUGGGAUGAAGGUGCUUGCUAUGCUCCUAAAGAGAUAUGGAACAGCAUUAUGUUGGUCCAUUGGGGUAAUACAAACUCAAAGCAUAACCAUUCAACAACAGCAUAUUGGGGUGAUAAUUGGGAUCCAAUUUCCUCGGAUAGAAGAGGAAACCACUCCUGCUUUGACCCAGAUAAAGAUCUCGUACUUCCAGCUUGGAAACGACCUGAUGAAGGUUCCCUAAAUGCUAAGCAUUGGUCCAGACCUCGUGAGGAGCGGAAAACAUUCUUCUAUUUUAAUGGCAAUCUUGGACCAGCUUAUGAAAAUGGAAGACCAGAAGCUACGUAUAGUAUGGGCAUAAGGCAAAAAGUGGCUGAAGAAUUUGGAUCAACCCCUAACAAGGAAGGUAAGCUUGGCAAGCAGCAUGCAGAAGAUGUGAUAGUGACACCACUACGUGCUGGGAACUACCACGAGGAAUUGGGAAGUUCCGUCUUUUGUGGGGUUAUGCCUGGGGAUGGUUGGAGUGGACGAAUGGAAGAUAGUAUUUUGCAAGGAUGCAUUCCUGUGGUGAUUCAGGAUGGGAUAUACCUGCCAUAUGAGAAUUUUCUCAACUAUGAAAGUUUUGCAGUAAGGAUACGUGAAGAUGAAAUACCCAAUCUGUUAAACAUUCUACGGAGUUUUAACGAAACAGAAAUUGAAUUUAAAUUGGCGAAUGUGAAGAAAAUCUGGCCGAGAUUUUUGUAUCGCGAUUCAGUUGUGCUUGAAGCUGAGAGGCAAAAGGCAGUACGUGGGAGUGUCGAGGACUGGGGUCUACAGUUUUUGCAGCUAGAGGAAGAUGAUGUCUUUGCCACACUCAUACAGGUGUUGCAUUACAAGUUGCAUAAUGAUCCUUGGAGACGACAACUUCUUCUGCAGAAAAAGGAAUUUGGAUUACCUAAAGAAUGCUUGCUUCGAACAGAGUGAGACACUACUUUAUACUUAGACCUGAAACAGAAUUCAACACAUGGAGGGUUUUGCUUUGGAUCAAAUGCAUUGUAAACAGAUAGUAUACAGCUUCACUAAGGCAAAAAUUUUGGUCAGUAUACCAAUUUUUUUAGUUAGCUUAAGCCAAAAACAUGUCUUCUAUUGUCCUUAUUCAGGCCAUAUUUUAUACAUGUAAAUGAGUUAGCUUCUCUAGGAGCUAUAUUUUGUACAAGAUGAAAAUUAGCCACUUAGGGUACUACUCUUACCCUUUAUUUCAUGUUUAUAGAGAAGUCAUAUAUUUGAUUCCCAAAGAGGAAAAUAGUAAGUAGAUGAAAGUUGUAUAGUGAAAUUCAUGCCUGAAAAUUUCAGGCCAUUCUGUUGUCAAAGAAGUAUAAGAUUUAUUCUAUAUCAAAUAAAUUUCAAGUGCUGUUUGUGUAAA